Messenger RNA from Musa acuminata AAA Group (dessert banana), 2416 nucleotides. RefSeq names its product protein TOO MANY MOUTHS-like. Gene Ontology annotation, molecular function: protein binding. The record is from RefSeq and is a predicted model, not a curated record. NCBI's taxonomy places the organism in Eukaryota, Viridiplantae, Streptophyta, Magnoliopsida, Zingiberales, Musaceae. The coding region runs from base 559 to 2040 and encodes 493 amino acids. The transcript has 2 exons.
GAUGGUGAUUAUGCAUGAAACUGGAAAGCUGAAACAACAGCAACAACAGAUGCAAGACCCUCCCUGAUAAUUGAUAGCACUCACCAAGCAACAUAAAGCAGAGAGGUGAUUGUGAUCGCGCUGUUCAAGCAGCAAAAGCAUCGAUACCAAUGUUUCAGGUCUAAAGGCCGUGUGUUUUGGCAAUUUCUUCUUCUUUGCAGUCACCACAACUUUCAGAUGCUCUGCUGCAUCAACACUUGCAUUGGGCUCUCACUAACAGCUGCAAGUUGCACUGUUCACAAUGCGAUGAAUUGUCCAGAAAGGAACAGUGAUGAGUAGGCCCCACAACGCCACAUCAUAUAUCAUCAAUUGCUGCUGACGAGUCGUAGUAAUGCUUUGUCGACAUUCCCGUGAAACCUAUUCAAUGCUCCCGAAUCCGCACUUCAUUAACUCGUCACCCUUCCCCUCCUCGUGACCGCACUAAAUUCCCAGGCUUACGUGGCCCAACUCCCCUGCCAGCCCAAAUCGUAUAUAUCCACGACGUUCGCAUGUCCCUUCCCUGCCAUACACCGAUCAACCAUGGCUCCCAUCGUGCUUCUUCUUCUUCUUCUUCUUCUGAUGGCGCCUCUCCCGCCCUCCUCGUCCGAAUUCACCGUCGUGAUGCCGGACUCGUCGGCCCUCGUCGACGCGCCGCAGACGGGAUUCUCCGACAGCGCCAGGACCGACCCGGCCGAGCAGCGGGCGGUGUACGAGAUCAUGGAGGCGACGGGCAACGGCUGGGCCACGUCCAUCCCCGACGUGUGCCGCGGCCGCUGGCACGGCAUCGAGUGCAUGCCCGACACCAACGACGUCUAUCACGUCGUCUCCCUCUCCUUCGGCGCCCUCUCCGACGACACCGCCUUCCCCACCUGCGACCCCGCCCGGUCCUCCCUCUCCCCCGCCGUCCUCGCCCUCCCGCACCUCCGCUCCCUCUUCUUCUACCGCUGCUUCACCGGCAGCCCUCAGCCCGUCCCCGCCUUCCUCGGCCGCCUCGGCCCCACCCUCCGCUCCCUCGUCCUCCGCGAGAACGCCCACACGGGCCCCAUCCCGGCCGAGCUCGGCAACCUCACUUCCCUUCGGGUGCUCGAUCUCCACGGGAACCAUCUCAGCUCUUCUGUUCCCCCGUCGCUUCAACUCCUGAGGAAUCUCCAGUUACUGGAUUUGAGUCACAACCAGCUCUACGGCCCAGUUCCUGAACUCAACCUUCCCUCCUUGACCGUCAUGGACCUCAGCCGUAACCUCCUCCAUGGCCGGAUUCCAACUUCUUUCGGGCGGUGGGAUUCCCUCGUCAAGAUGGACCUGAGUCGAAAUCGCUUCUCUGGUUCGAUUCCAGACUCUCUCUGCGACCUACAGAACCUGGUUUUACUCGAUCUGAGUCACAAUCGCCUCGCCGGCCCUCUCCCACGCUCUCUCGGUGGGUUGAGGUCGCUAACAGCGUUGAUUCUCACCGGCAAUCCGAUGAGCUCAGCGAUGAUUCCCAAGGACGCAUUUGCAGGGCUCGCAGCGUUGAACACACUCAUUCUAUCCAACAUGGGGCUACAAGGAUCCAUACCCGAGUCCAUCGGAGAACUGGGAAGCCUUCGGGUACUUCAUCUCGACGGGAACAAGCUGAACGGUUCCAUACCUAAAAGCUUUCAGAAGCUACAGAAGCUGACCGAGUUGAGGGUGAACGACAACCAGCUCAUGGGGCCCAUCCCCAUCGGCAGGGAGAUGCUGUGGAAGAUGGGGAAGAAGCUGAGGCUCUACAACAACUCGGGACUGUGUUACGACAUGAGCUAUGGAAGAUACGAGGGGAUCGAGUCGAUGUCGGGCAUCAGUUACUGCGAGACGGAGAGCAAAGAUGCUGCGAGUGCGAGGAGUCAUACGACGAAGCAUUACUUGUCGUCCACGUCGAGGGACGGCGGUCAUGGCCGGCCCUCCAGUUUAAGCUCUUCCGGCGCGGCCCGUAAACUCCACCUCGCCCAAGAAGAGCUUGUCGAUCUGAUCGCACCGCUUCUCGUCUCUCUUCUUGUGUUCUUGUAGCCACUGCUUCUUCGCUUGCGGAGAGGAAUCAACCAACCGCUGUAAAUUUCCCAGUCAAAGGAACGCGGUGGGGGCUGCACGCAGUUGGAUUCUCUUUCAAGCCAAGAUUCUGAAGCCAACGAGAAGGGUUAUAGCUCGGUGGGGGGACUGCGACAGCACAGCGGCUUGUUCUACCCCUGCGUCGACAAGCUGGCCAGAGCCCUCUCUUCUGCUCACCCAUCGAUUAACCCUCCUCUGCAGGAACACACGGCCGGUCUCUGUUUCCUCCAGAGGAAGAAGAAAACUGUACUUUCUCCAUAGGAGCAUAUGAUUCUUCGAUUGCGAACGAAGAACUAUGUGGUUCUGUGGCUUCCGUCACUCAUAAUGCAUGUCAUGU